AUGACAGGAGGACUACAUUUACACAUAUACGCUCCCACAUACUGGUGGGUGCUGAUUUUUGUUUCUUUUUCCGCUCUUACAAACUUUGUUAUUUGCAACAAAGAGACCCAGAUAAAGGUCACUGUUGGGCUUCAGGCUCCUCUGAACAUUUCCUAUCCAUUCAGUUUGCUUAGAUUGGGGUCUGCAGUGCAGAUAGCCAUAGAUAAGAUCAACACAAAUCCAGCUCUCAGUGGAAAUUUCAGCUUUGAUUUUGUGUACGCGGACACAGAUUGUAAUGCAAAGACGUCUCUCCGAAUAUUUCUGGAUCAAGUGAUGAAACAAAAUGUGACGGCGCUAUUUGGACCACCUUGUCCUGAAGAGGCUGAAGUCACUGGGCUCAUAGCAUCCACGUGGAACAUUCCAAUGUUCGGCUUUGUUGGCCAGACACCGAAAAUGGAUAAUGCUCAGGUGUAUGACACCUAUAUAAAAAUUGUACCACCACUUAAGAGGGUUGGAGAAAUCCUGGUUAAAACACUGGAUUUCUUUGGGUGGAAGUAUGUCGGUAUGAUCGGAGGGGGCGCGGACACAAACACGUGGGACAGCGUUGAUGCUCUUUGGAAGAAUGUGGAACAGCAGCUCAGAGCUAAAGUAACAAUCACCGCUGGAAUUAAGUUUGACACCAGUGACCCAGAAUUGGUACACAAAAACCUACAACUGAUUUCAAGGGUUGCAAGAGUGGUGGUUGUGCUGGCUAAUGGUGUAGACACCACAGCUCUGAUGUUAGAAGCUCAGAGACAGGGGAUGAUGAAUGGAGAGUAUGUUUUCCUUCUCGUUCAGCAGUUUGAGGAUAACCUGUGGAAAUCUGCUUUGGGUCAAACAAAUGAAACAAUCCUAAAGGCCUUUGACAUGGUGUUUGUACUCGCUCAGAAAUCCUAUGAUGGUUAUGACUAUUAUGACUUCUUCGAGCAGGCUUACGAUAGGUUACAAGGAGCACCAUUUUACAGUAACCUGUCCUCAGAAAAUGAGGUAAGCUCCUACGCAGCUUAUUUACAUGAUUCUGUACUGCUGUAUGCUAUGGGUCUAAAAGAAGCCUUUAAAAAUGGUAAAGAUAUCCGUCAUGGACGAGAGAUCGUCCAGAAACUCAGAGACAGGGCCAGCAUCAGGUUUUAUGGGGCUUCAGGUUUGGUUCACUUUGAUGAAUUUGGAGAGAGGAACCUAGACUAUUCAGUAUUUGACCUGCAGCAAACAGAAGGCGUCAUCAAAUUUGUUCCUGUAUUGGAUUUUGACAGCCAUACAAAAAUGAUCAAACCCACAUUACGCUUUUCUAAUGUCUUUUGGCCAACUGGAAAACCUCCACCAGAUAAUCCAGACUGCGGUUUCAAUAACGAACUCUGCGAAUGGUUGGAAAACGAGAUAUCUCUACUCGUGUUGUUGGUGGCUCUGCCUGUGUUUGGAGUGAUGGCUGUGGCUUUGGUCACUUUGCUGAUGGUUCAGAAGCUCCGCCUACAAACUCGCCUGGAUGAGUCCAACUGGUGGCUUAUUGACUACAAUGACAUAACUAUCCUCAAAGAGCCUAAAGGAACCCAGACACUGUCUGCUAAGUCAACACCAAGCAAAUGUGGCAGUGGAGGAUCUCAGUCUAUCUUCUCCUCAAACAGUUAUGGUUUUAAAGGAAGCGGAAAAGAAGCCAUCUACACCACUAUCGGUAUCUAUCAGGGAAACGAGGUGGGCAUAAAAUACUUGAAAAAUCAAAUCCUCACCAAUAUCAAGAAGCCGUCUGUUAUUGCAGAAUUCAAUAUGUUAAAAGAAAUAAAACACGAGAACCUGGUCCAGUUCUUCGGUGUGUGUAUUGAGCCUCCAAACGUCUGUAUUGUAAUGCAGUACUGCAAGAAAGGAAGUCUGAAGGAUGUUCUCCAGAGCAACGAGAUCGAUCUGGACUGGAUGUUCAAAUUAUCCUUUGCCUAUGAUAUUGUUAAUGGUAUGGAGUACAUACACAAGAGCAGUCUAAGGUCUCAUGGAAAUCUAAAACCCAGCACUUGUCUGGUAGACAGCAGGCUGCAGAUCAAGCUGUCUGGAUUUGGUCUGUGGGAAUUCAAACAUGGAACCAAAUACAGAUUAAUCCCACUGGAGAAUCCAAAGUAUGAAGAAAUGUACUAUACUGCACCAGAGUUUUUAAGAGAAAUCUAUUUCCCAUUUAAUGGCACGCAGAAGGGAGAUAUCUACAGUUUUGCCAUAAUAAUGCGGGAGAUAAUGUACAGUACAGAGACAGGCCCAUACCACGAUGUUCAUCUAGAACCAAAAGAGAUUAUCAAGCAGUUAAGGACCCCCAUGUCCGAAGACCCCCUUAGACCCACCCUGCUUGCUGAUAUCUGUGAUGAACGCCUGAUACCUUUGCUAAAGGCCUGCUGGAGUGAGAAUCCAGAACACAGACCACCGUUCACCACUAUCAGGAGACGUCUGCGUGAAGCCAUCCCUGAAGGUCAUGUCAACAUCCUGGAUAACAUGGUGAAUAAACUUGAGAAAUAUGCCAAUCAUCUGGAAGAGGUUGUGGAGGAGAGAACCAAUCAGCUCACGGCAGAAAAGACCAGAGCUGAUAAGCUUCUCUCUAGCAUGCUGCCCAGGUAUAUUGCAGAUGAGCUAAUGGCUGGAAAAUCAGUGGAGCCCAAAAGUUACGAUAUGGUGUCCAUCUUUUUCUCUGACAUUGUGGGGUUUACCAACAUGUGCUCCAUUAGCUCGGCUCUGGAGGUGGUCACGCUCCUCAAUGACCUCUACAGUCUGUUUGAUGAGAUCAUCAAGCUAUACGAUGUCUACAAGGUGGAGACGAUUGGAGAUGCAUACAUGGUAGCCAGCGGGCUGCCUAUCAUUAAUAAUGGCCAUGCUGAGGAGAUCUCUACGAUGGCCCUCCACUUCCUCUAUGCCAUCAAAAGAUUCAAAAUUAGGCAUUUGCCGAAUGAGAAACUGGCCUUACGGAUUGGGAUCAAUUCUGGCCCAGUGGUUGCUGGAGUUGUGGGUAGCACGAUGCCCCGGUACUGUUUGUUUGGGGAUACAGUGAACACGGCUUCCAGAAUGGAGAGCAACAGUCUUCCACUGAGAAUCCACGUCUCUCAAAGCACCGCGGAAAUUCUCAUAAAGACUGGAAACUUUGAACUGGAGGAGAGAGGCGAUAUUGAGAUCAAGGGAAAGGGAACACAGAAGACCUUCUGGCUGAAAAACAAAACAGGAUUUAAGCUUCCUCCCACUGGCCAGGACUAUGAUGCAAAACUAAAAUCAAUAUCAGAUGAGAAAACCAAAGCAGCCUCAACAAAUGAUGGUGAGAAUAAAGAAAGAAGAACAAUCCAGAGGAGUCCAGGCAUUGCUAAAAUGUCAGAAAUGCACACCCUUACUGUACCCGACAUUUAGUCCAACCAUGACUUUUUAUAUACUGUAUACUUUGAU
Paramisgurnus dabryanus is the source of this 3414-nucleotide messenger RNA. RefSeq names its product guanylate cyclase 2g (gene gucy2g). Lineage: Eukaryota; Metazoa; Chordata; Actinopteri; Cypriniformes; Cobitidae. Gene Ontology annotation, biological process: cGMP biosynthetic process; protein phosphorylation; receptor guanylyl cyclase signaling pathway. The record is from RefSeq and is a predicted model, not a curated record. Gene Ontology annotation, molecular function: ATP binding; peptide receptor activity; adenylate cyclase activity. Gene Ontology annotation, cellular component: plasma membrane.